Messenger RNA from Lampris incognitus (smalleye Pacific opah), 1443 nucleotides. RefSeq names its product serine incorporator 5 (gene serinc5). NCBI's taxonomy places the organism in Eukaryota, Metazoa, Chordata, Actinopteri, Lampriformes, Lampridae. Gene Ontology annotation, cellular component: membrane. The record is from RefSeq and is a predicted model, not a curated record.
CGAAGCCGUAGUUGAAGGAUACGCGCGUUGGUUUCUGUGUGGAAAUUGCAUGUGGAAGAGGGCAUCCGACCCAGUUUUGUAAAAGCGGCGACCUUUUUCUGAUCCGCGAGGAAUUUGAAUCGCCCGUAACACCACGAAAUGUGCACCCCGUGCUGUGUUUCGCAGCUGGCAUGUUGUUGUGGCUCGGCGGCAUGCUCGUGCUGCUGUCGCUGUUGUCCCAAUAUCAAACAGUCCACUGGGACCCGCGUUAUGUACGCAUUCUACUUCCUCCUCGUCACCAUCGUCUGCGCCAUCAUGAUGUCCCCCACAGUCGAGCGGGAGAUGAGAGAAUAUAUCCCGUUCUACAGUGAUCUGUGUGCGAAGAUGAAUGCAGGAGAGAACUGCAAGGUUCUGGUUGGCUAUUCUGCCGUCUACAAGGUCUGCUUUGGCAUGGCCUGCUUCUUCUUCUUUUUCUUCAUCUUCACCUUAGGAGUCAACAACAGCACAGGCUGCAGAGCAGUCGUACACAAUGGAUUCUGGUUAUUGAAGUUCUUUGCGCUGGUGGCGUGCUGCGCUGGAGGCUUCUUCAUCCCUCAAGAGCAAACCUUUCUGGAAGUGUGGCGCUACAUAGGAGCAAUCGGUGGGUUCUUCUUCCUGCUCAUCCAGCUGAUGCUGUUGGUGGAGUUUGCCCAUAGGUGGAACACGAACUGGAGUUCUGGAGUGAAGCAUAACCCUUUUUGGUAUGCAGCCCUCGCCUUCGUGACCCUGAUGCUGUUCAGUGUGGCAGUGGGGGCGGUGGUGUUCAUGGGUGUGUUUUACACCCACCCGGAGGCCUGUCUCCUCAACAAGAUCUUCCUGGGCGUCAAUGCUAGCCUCUGCCUCAUUGUCUCUCUGUUGGCCAUCUCCCCCUGCAUACAGAAACUGCAGCCCACGUCAGGCCUGUUGCAGCCAGGGGUCAUCAGUGUGUAUGUCAUGUAUCUCACCUUCUCAGCCUUCACCAGCAAACCCAAGGAAGUCGUGGAGAGGAAUGGUGUGAACACAACGGUGUGUGUAUUUCUGUUCAACUCCGGGACAGAGGGCGACAAGAAGAUUGUCACGAUUGUUGGCGCUAUUAUCCUGUUUGCCUGUAUCCUCUACUCCUGUUUGACAUCCACUACCCGACGAAGUUCUGCAGCACUGCGAGUGUGUAGGAACAAUGAACCAGAGACUGAGAGAGCUCGCUGCUGUUUUUGUUUCUCAGAUGACACAGGUGAGAAGACUGAAAUUGUUCCCUCUCUGAUUCAUUUUGGUCUCACUGGGUCUUUGUAAUUAUACUUUAGCUUUGACAACCACGACAUUGAGAAGCUGUAGGAGGGAAGCUGGUCUGUGUUCUGGAUCAAGAUGGCCUCCUGCUGGAUCUGUCUAAUCCUCUAUUUGUGGACCCUCAUUGCUCCCAUGGUCUGCCCCAAGCGUUUUGAAGCUUAG